AUGUCCCAGUCCCAGUCCCAGUCCAAGGCCCAGGCCCAGGCCGAGUCCCAAGUCCCCAACCAGCCGCGCCCCUUUCUCCCACGCGUCACAGACAUCGGGAGCCUUCCCUACGGGGGCCUGCCAGGCCGCUGCGUGUACGGGCCCGACGAUCCGCCGGCGCACUUCGACGCGAGGCUGACCAAUCACUUCGUGCGCCCGCACCCGGAGGCCAGCCUCAGCUGGGACGGGCACCAUCUGCUGCAGCUGCUGGAGCAGAAGGACGUGGAGACCAUGCGGGUGAUGGACGGCUACCGGCCGCUCGUGCUGGAGCCGGAGCAGUACCUCGCGCGCUUUUGGUGCCACACCGACGACGCGUAUUACUACUUCGUCUGCACCAAGAUGCAGGGGCUGGAGUACUGCAGCCGCUUCGUCCGGUGGGUCAACGUUAAGAGCACGCUGCAUCCCGCGGUCGAGGCCACGACGGGGCCCGGCCUGCAGCAGCGGAACCAGGCGCUGGACGACCGGAUCAUCGGCGUGCGUGACCAGCUGCGGCGGAAGGACCAGUAUGCCGAAUUGGUGGUGCUCGAACAGCAACAUGGGGAGCGGGCUUCACAGCAGAUGCAGGAGGAGCUGGACCAGCAGCCACAGCGACAGCAGGUACAGCAACAGCAGCCGCAGGAAAAGCAGCCAAAGAAACAGCUGUCACAGAAACAGCAGCAACAGCAGAUGCAGGGGUUUCACAGGUUCCGGCUGGUUCGGCAGGAGCAGCCGCAGCAACAGCAGCCACAGCCACAGCCACAGCCACAGCAGAUGCAGCAGGGGCAGCUGAUGCAGGAGUCUUUCCAGUUCGCGCUGGCUCAGCAGGAGCAGCAGUGGGACCAGCAGCAGUGGGAGCAGGCGCUGGAGCGGUCGUCUCAGCAGCAACAGCAGCAGAAGGAGGAACAGGGGGAGAGGUAA
This is a messenger RNA of Aspergillus fijiensis CBS 313.89, 936 nucleotides long. RefSeq lists its product as uncharacterized. Bases 1 to 936 code for a protein of 311 amino acids. Lineage: Eukaryota; Fungi; Ascomycota; Eurotiomycetes; Eurotiales; Aspergillaceae. The transcript has a single exon. The record is from RefSeq and is a predicted model, not a curated record.